CUGAGUGGCCACCGAGCAGGGAAAGGCUGUCUUGUCAUCCGUCUGAAACUUCCGUAGGCCAGAUUAACUCCACUCCCUUUCUCUCUCUCUCUCUCUUCCUCGUAACAGAAAUAGGGGCGGUCACUUCUCUUAUAUGUUGACGCUAUAAAAAUAAUGGGAAUCUCCAGGAGCAAGGGUAGCGCAGAACCACGCGCAACUUCCAGACAUCCCACGCUCUAUGAAUGAGAAAACUGCGGUUACAGCAGGACUCCUCUCCGGCACGGCCAGUGCCCACACAGCCGGGAACCUCUCCGCGCGCAACUCUACAUUCUCACUUUCCCCGACCAUGGAAUUUAAAGAGCUGGGGGGUGAGGAGGACUCCGGCGGAGACACCGAGGAUCUGGACAACCUCAAAGCGCUGACCGAAAAACUGAAACUUCAGACGCGUCGGCCGUCGUAUCUGGAGUGGAAGGAGAGGUUGCAGAGUCGCCCUUGGGAAGAGGCGCCCACUAGCCCGAACGGAACCCCGUUAGCCGCAGAGGCGGAUGCGAACCCGCUGGAAGUCGUGAUGGACAAAGACUCGGAUCCGACUGUCCGUAACGUCUGUGGCUUUGACACGCUGGACGACGCAUUGGAUUGGCUGAGGAAAGAACUGAGGGAGAUGCAGCUCCAGGACAACCGGUUGGCCCGGCAACUGAUCCGCCUCCGGGCAGAGAUCCACCGGCUGAAGGUGGAGCAGGUGUGCCACCGCCACAAGGAGAUGCUGGACGACGCCACCUACGAGCUGGAGGAGUGCGAGGAGGAGUCGGACCUGCUGUGCGACAUCCCCAUGAAGGCCGCCUUCGCCCUGUCCACGCCCCUCAAGCACCUGGGGCUCACCAAGAUGAACAUCAACUCCCGCCGGUUCUCCCUCUGCUAGGGCCCCGCCCACUCUUUGGUGAAGCCACGCCCCCCCUUCUUAAUCCCCAACCCUCUCUUAUGACUAUUUAAGUGCCUGGGCUGCACCAAAAUGAACAUCAACUCCUGCAGGUUCUCGCUCUCCUAGGGCCCCGCCCACUCUCUGGUGUAGCCACGCCCCCUCACCCCCCCCCCCCACCCCUACCCUCACCCCCUCAUGUGACUAUUUAAGUGCCUGGGCUACACCAAAAUGGACAUCGGUCGACUCAUUUAGAUUCUUAUUGUGCUGGGGCUCCCCCCCCCCCACUCUGGUGAAGCCACGCCCCCCCUCACACUCCCACCCGCUCAUGUGACUAUUUAAGCACUGGGGCGGCACCAAAAUGGACGACUCACUUGGAUUCUCACUCUGCUGGGGCCCCGCCUCCAUUCCGAUUAAGCCCCGCCCACUCCAAUGAUGUUCUUCCCCCUUCUUUUUUUUCCCAGCCCCUUUCACAGUGCCUUGUCUCCCUCUUCCUGGGCCCUUCCAGAACUCCCAAAACUGGAAAGGGGGAGGGGGGGGGGCAACCACAGGGCUUAUCUCUUAGCAUCACUGUGGGAAGCUGUGUCUCUGUUCUUUUUUUUUUUUUUUCAGGGACCCCUCACACGCGGGUGAUGGGUGACCCCAAAAACCCAAAGGGUCAGCCUGUGUCCACGCUCCUUUUUCUUCCCUGUCAGAAAGCGCCAUGUCCCCCAGGGUCAUGGGUUCGAGGGCAGGGUAACAUGAGAAACACUGCUACUCAGCCAGAGAUAGAACGAGAGAGAGAGGGGAGGGGGAUAGAGAGAGAGAGAGAGGGGGUGUCAGAGAGAGAGAGCGAGCAAGCGAGAGAGAGUGAGAGAGAGGGGGG
Anguilla anguilla (European eel) is the source of this 1760-nucleotide messenger RNA. It is a transcript of the gene fam167b, whose product is annotated as family with sequence similarity 167 member B. NCBI's taxonomy places the organism in Eukaryota, Metazoa, Chordata, Actinopteri, Anguilliformes, Anguillidae. The coding region runs from base 218 to 898 and encodes 226 amino acids. The record is from RefSeq and is a predicted model, not a curated record. The transcript has 2 exons.